AGGACAUGGAGGAGGUGGAUAUGGAGUACUUGAAGAGCGGGGACAAGGAGUGGGACAUGGAGGAGGAUUUGAAGCUGAGGAACACAACUUUCAGGAAAUCGUGGGAUUGUGCACGAGAGGUGCCCACAAUCCAGGAUGAACAGAAACCAAGAAAAAUGCUGCGCUUCGUUCAUUUUCUAGUCACCAGCCUAGCUGGUCUCAUCAUGUUUGGACUGGCAUUUCUGAGCAAAUCAUCAUUUUUGAUCUUGAUAACGAUAACAAAUCCGGACGGAAUCACCAUUUCUACAAAGCCGUACGCCUCGCUCUUCAUAGGAGUACUUCUCACUGCACCCAGUGUGUUAAGCCUCCUAAAGAACACGUGGAAAAUUUCUUUCAAAGACUCCAAGACUCCCUCAAGAAAAACAUUGUUAUGGGUGUGCUCUAUCGACAUAGUUGUGUCACUCGGUUCUGCUGUGCUCGCCCUUGUCACGAUGCCCCAUUUUGACAUCCUAACAAAUGUGAUGAUCCUGAACAGCAUAGGAAUACUGUCUGCUGUCUGCCAAGUGAUUGCCAAUGUAAAAGCCAGAGGAAGAAAAAGAUUUACUAUCAUUUCAUUGAUUGCAGUGGUUUUACUUCUUGCUGGAUCUGCCCUGUUUGUAACAGGCUACAUCAGAGAAGCUGGAAAUCAACUGACUGAAAAAAACACUGCAAUGUGGAUUGGAUUAGCAAUUGCAUGUACAUUUUGUGUGUCUUCCAACUGGUGGGAAAACUACGCUAGCCUGUUUAACGUUCAAUUCUUCAAAGACGCUACUGAAGAUGUGAAAAGAGCCAGAAACGUGGUGGCAAUUCUCUCGAGCAUGAUCAGAAUAGCUGUUACGGCGGUAGUGCUAGGGGUCUACGUGAAACUCUCUGAUCAGGAAUGGGAGUCUAUUUUGUCGGUCUCACAGAAAGACAAAGUGACUGUCUUGAGCCUGUUUGCUAUCCAGGCCAUCUCCUCUGCAUUAUGUCGCUGGUUUGCAGUUGCUUCGUGUAAAAUGCAUGCCGUAAAACGCAGCUUUGUCUACCCAAUGUGGUUUGUCUCUCCAACUGUGUUGGCAUCAUUUGUUUUGUUCAUCUGGGUCCCCUACUACAAGGACGCAAAUUUUGCCACAUUACCGAAUAGUUCCUUCCCACUCUACUGCCAGAAUAUCGUGGCUGGUUAUAAUGUAUCUGACUUCUACACCGUCUUUUUCCAAAGCAUUGACACCUUUGAUUUAAUACAUUCAGACGUCACCCAUAGCCUGUGCUCACGCCCCAUGUUCUAUGAAGGCGAUCUUUUGGGCCAAGGGCUCCUGGCCAGCUGUAUUAGUAGCUGGUGGUUAGGGCUGGUGCUUUGUACAAUCUACGCCAGCUUCUUGAGGAUUAGUCGCAUCCAGAGGACGCGGGAACUGUUUGGGUUAAGCCUCUAUGAAGCAGCCUUCAUUGAGCAAUCUAUGCUUCUCAACACAAAAUUCAACAUUUCCAAGCUGAAAAAGGAAAGCAUCAAGGAGAAUGAGAUGAUGACCAUCUACUUGUGUGCUACCAUGUGGCAUGAGACCAAAGAUGAGAUGAUGAAGAUGCUCAUCUCCAUGAUGAGGUUGGACAAAUUCAGGCCCAAGAGAAACAACUUCAAAGAUGUGAGUUUCGAUGCUCACAUUUACUUUGAUGAUGCUUUCCAACAAGAUGAUGAUGGGAAUCGUGUUGUGAAUGAAUAUGCAGAAACUCUAGUAGAGGUGAUCAAAGAAGUAUACACGAUUUUCAUUGAAGAGGACACAAGCACGUUCAAAGAGACAAAGCUACUUAUGAAACAAAAAAUAAUCCCAACAACCUAUGGUGGCCGACUGCAGUACACGCUACCCUGUGGCAACACACUAACAGUUCACUUUAAGGACAAACACAGAAUUAGGCACAAGAAGAGAUGGUCUCAAAUCAUGUACCUGUACUACCUUCUGGGAUGGAAACUCCACAGGAAAUGUUAUCAGGACUAUGAGAGUGGUAUUGGCAGGAUGACUGUGGAAGAGAAUUUGAAGAAAGAUAAAAGGAACACCUACAUUCUGGCUCUGGAUGGGGACACUGACUUUCAGCCCUCGGCUGUGAUGCUCUUGGUGGACCGUCUCAGAAUGUAUCCUGAGGUGGGGGCUGCAUGCGGAAGGAUUCAUCCCACUGGCACCGGGCCGAUGGUUUGGUACCAGAAGUUUGAGUAUGCCGUGGGUCACUGGCUACAGAAGUCAGCAGAGCAUGUGUUUGGUUGCGUGCUGUGCAGCCCCGGCUGCUUCAGCCUCUUUCGGGCAUCUGCUCUCAUGGAUGACAACAUUAUGAAGAAGUACACCACCACAGCAUCAGAGGCAGGCCACUAUGUGCAGUAUGAUCAAGGUGAGGACCGCUGGCUGUGCACACUACUGCUGCAGCAGGGCUGGCGUGUGGAGUACAACGCUGCGUCGGACUCCUACACAAAUGCCCCGCAGGAGUUCAAUGAGUUCUACAACCAGAGACGCCGCUGGGGGCCCUCCACCAUGGCCAACACCCUGGACCUGCUGGGCAGUGGUGAGCUGACGGUGAAGAAGAACAAAUCCAUCUCCACCCUCUUCAUCCUCUACCAGACCCUCACCAUGGGAGCCUCCAUCCUCGGCCCAGCUACUGUCUGUCUGAUGAUUGCAGGAAGCUUCUCCUUUGUCUUUGACGUUUCACCUAAUUGGUCACUUGUACUAGCUAUUGUGCCCCCGGCCAUCUACUUGAUUCUGUGCUACCUCCUGAAGUCAAACACCCAGAUCACCAUUGCAGCCGUUAUGAGCAUCAUCUAUGCCUUCCUCAUGACAGCGAGCAUUCUUUCAAUCAUUGGUGACAUGGUUGAAGAGGGCACCUUCGUGACCCCCAGUGGUCUCUUCUUCAUCGGCAUAGUGUCCAUGUACAUUAUCACUGCCCUGCUCCACCCCAGCGAGUUCCACCUCAUCAUCUACGGCUUCCUCUACGUCCUCUGCAUCCCCAGCGGCUACCUCCUGCUGGCCAUCUACUCCAUGGUCAACAUGAACAACGUGUCCUGGGGAACCAGAGAGACCGCCGCCCCGAAAAAAGCUGGCGGUGCUGCUGCCACGCAGACAAAGAUCGAGAAGAAGACCAAGUAUGAAAAGAAGUGCAAGUGCUGCAGCUGGAACCUGGAGUUCCAGGUCAACGAGUACGAGGAGGUGAAACAGGCUGUGCCUGUUAGCGCUCCGCAGACCGAACCUGUUCCAGACAGUCCCAAAGAGCCACUGGAGGUGAAAAGUGUAUCAUCAGAUCCAGAUCCAGAUCCCAAUCCAGAUCCAGACCGUUAUUGGGUUGAACAGCUGGUGAAACGAUCUGGGGAGCUGGAGCUGGAAAGAAAUGUCUUAAAUGACGAUGAAGUGCAGUUUUGGAAGGGUCUACAGGAACGCUAUCUCAAACCUCUGGACGAGGAUAAGGACCAGAAGAAGAGAAUUGAGAAAGAGCUCAAAGAACUAAGAAACAAGGCCACAUUUGUGUUCUUCAUCUGCAAUGCCCUCUGGCUUGUGGCGACGUUCUUUCUGCAGGAGAUAGGAGGGUCUGUCAGCAUCCAGAUUCCCAAGAUUUAUGCCAAUGGGACGACAGAUCGUGAUGCAAAAAUCUUCAUUGAUCCCAUUGGCUUAAUGUUUGUCAUUGGCUUUGCAUUGCUACUGUCGAUUCAGUUUUUCGCAAUGCUGUGGCACAGACUACAAACGUUGAUCCACUUCAUAGCCUACCAAGGAACUGAGUCUGCAGUCUUCAAAAAUAAUUUGAAUAAGUCUUACGAGAAUCUAAACAAUGAAAAGAACCUCCAGCACUUUCUCUGACAGUUCCAUGGAGCGGAUAAUCUCCAUCUGACAAGCUCACAAAGACAGUAGCAAGAUAAGCACUUUUGGUCACAAAUUAUGUGCAUUUUUUUUUUUUAAUUUUAUGUAAUAACACUUAUGAGCUGCACCUAUUAUGUUAACAUGGGAGUGUUGUGGUUUUAUUUUUACUUAUAAUUUGGAAAUGGGCAUUUAAAGAAUUAUUUAAUACUAUGCUUUCUGAGAUAAAACACACUAAGUUCAAAAUAUGUGUUGUAAUUUGAUGUUUUAAUGUUACAGUGUUAAACUGUUUGACUUUGAAUGUUUUAUUUGAAUUAUUAUUAUUAUUAUUUACCAUUGGAACUACAGAGAAGAGACUGAUGUAGCACUUUAUUAUUAUGGUAAUGUAGUCAAUAUUAUCCAUUUCUAUAAGCCUCGUCCUUGAAUAGUGGGUGAUAACCGAUGCACUGGUAAUUCAAUUUAAUGCACUGCAAAAUGAACUUUCUCAUAGAGUUGUAUGACCACUCCUGUGUGGCACAAAACUGAAUAAUUCAUUGUACAUGCCGUUGCCUACUGAAUAAGUUAGUUACCCAGUGUUUGGGUGUGGUACAAACAUUAAGAUGAAAGCAACUGAGAUAAGAGAACAAUUCUGGAAAAUAUAUGACAACCACUAACCACAAAUAAAAAAUGAUCUCAUGAA
Messenger RNA from Alosa alosa (allis shad), 4497 nucleotides. RefSeq names its product chitin synthase chs-2-like. Gene Ontology annotation, cellular component: cell septum; cell periphery. The record is from RefSeq and is a predicted model, not a curated record. Lineage: Eukaryota; Metazoa; Chordata; Actinopteri; Clupeiformes; Clupeidae. Gene Ontology annotation, molecular function: chitin synthase activity. The coding region runs from base 6 to 3821 and encodes 1271 amino acids. The transcript is spliced from 19 exons.